Molecule: messenger RNA, 3114 nt
Organism: Besnoitia besnoiti
Lineage: Eukaryota; Apicomplexa; Conoidasida; Eucoccidiorida; Sarcocystidae
Exons: 4
Coding region: 1-3114 (1037 amino acids)
Biological process (GO): UDP-galactose transmembrane transport
Cellular component (GO): Golgi membrane; endoplasmic reticulum membrane
Molecular function (GO): UDP-glucose transmembrane transporter activity; UDP-galactose transmembrane transporter activity
Source: RefSeq, a predicted model, not a curated record
AUGGAGCGUUCUUCUACUCUGUCCUCCGUCCCCCUGGUGGCGGCGACUGUGUUGGGCAUGUUUGUGCCUUACGUGUUUUCGGGGCUCGCUCAGAGGCGGCUCUACGACGCGCCCCUGUCUUCUUUCGCAGAGCGUGAGGCUUCUCUCUCGCCUCCACUCUCCGCGUCUCAUCCUUCGUCUGCGGCCUCUCCCGCGGUUGGUGCGUCUCUCCCUUCUCCCUCCGCGUCGGCUUCUGCAGCUUUCGCCCCUUCCGAGCUUGCGGCCGCCUCGCUGGCGUCUCGGGAGGCCGCUGGAGCCCACGAGCCGGUGGCGGCGGGGGGCGAGGCGUUUCGAUUCACGUUCACGAUGAUGGCGCUCAACUGCUUGACCGCGGCGGCAGUGGCGUUCGCAGCGUGUCUGCUUCUUCGGCUCCUGGCGCCGAACCGAGCGCGGGGGUUGCCCCAGGAGGCAGGCGAGCCGCGCCGCGUGCCUGAAGGCCGCAGCGAACCAGACGCCAGUGAGAAAAUCCGCAGGCACGAAACAGCGCCCGCGGGAGCGUGUGCUGAUUGGGGGACCCCCAGACACGAGGGCCGGCUGGACUGGGGGCGGCGGCGAGACCUGAGGACUCCAGCGCGACUUCUGCUCAGCCGGGCGGCCUGGUCUGCGGCCUUCCGCGACGUCUCCGCUGACCUCGCCCAGAAGUACUUGGUUGCCUUCUCGCCUUUCGCGGCUGGCAGCAAAAUAUGCGGCCGCUGGGCGUCGUGUUCUCCAGAUCCGCACUGGUGCGCGCGGCCGCAGGACAGCCUGCGAGUGGAGUCGGGCUCGCUCGCCUUGCGCCGAGCGAGUCUCCUAAUCCGAGGACGCGUGCGUCCGCUCAAGGGCUUGGGCUUUGCGUUUGCCUGGGGGAUUGGGAAGGCCCUAGCGGACCGACGCUUCGCCCCAUGGCGACGUGUCUCCUUCCUGCUCCCCCAGGCGUCUGCCCUUGGGUUUUCUGCGUCGCCUGCGCCCUCUCUCCUCUUCUCCACCGCGUGCAGAUCUCACUGGUUUCCGCGUCGGGGGGCGGACUCGCGAGACGCAUGGAGAGCAGACCCCCAGGGCGAGGGCGGCAUCGACUCCGCGUGCCUGUCGUCCACUCUCUGGCAGACGCCUCAGCGGCAGUCGAGGUCGCGUGCUGACGACGGUGAAAGCGAGCCUCUGCAGAGCGCUUUUCCUCUGGGGUCGCAGCCGACGGAGCUCGAGCCGGCAGACGGCUGCUGUCUCGCGCCUCAGAGCGGUCCGCGUCUCUCUUCUUGCUUCCACUCUUCUUCGCCUGGGUUUAAGGCGCGCAGAACUGCCCCCAACGAGGGCACAGAUGCGCAGGUCUGGGAGAAGAUUCGCCGCGAGCUCUUCUGGAUCUCGCUCUGCACCUUUGCGGCCAAAGCAGCGGGUUUCCACUCUCUCACCGUCGUCGACUUCGCCACGGUAGCAGUGGCGAAAUGCGCUAAGCCGGUCGCUGUGUUGAUUUUGAGUGCGUGGCUCGGCCGCAAGGCUAGCCGCCGAGAGCUUCUAGGCGUUGUUUGGAUUUCCCUUUGGGUAUACGUUUUCAACGCCUCGAGUGCGGCGGGAAAGUCGAAGAAAGGCGAAGGAGCUGACGCGGCAGACGCCAGCCCAGAGGCGCUCUACGCCGCUGUGGGCUGGCGGCUUCUCGGCAACGGCCUUGUGCUUGGAACGCUACUUCUCGAUUCGUUCUCAAUAUCGAGGCAGGACCAUGUUCUUCUGCAGCAUCACCGGCUCUGUCCCUACGAGCUGAUGCUGGUCAGCAACGUGUACGGGCUCCUGUUUUCUCUCGCGUUUUGUCUGACCUUCGAGGGUUUCGCGGGUUUCCGCUUUUUCUUCGCUCCCACCUUCUCUGCGUGGGCAAGUCAGCUCGCGUCUUCUGCUCAGCUCACUCCGCGUCGAGGCGCCUUCGUCGCCUCUUCGCCUCCGCCUCCGGUCUUCUUGCAUCCGCCAUCCGGCGCUGUCUGGCCAGCGAGCCUCGUCGCUGUCCCGCCGUUCGCGGCGCCGCCACCUGACUCGAGCCCGUCCGCGUCCGCGCCGUCGGCGCACCUGUGGGGAGGCGAGGGCCCUGUCCUCUCGGCAGGUGUCUCCGCGGCUGCGGCUGGCUGGUGGGGCGGCGCGCAGGACGCCGGCGAAGGCGAGAGCGGCGAGGAGCUCGGCUUUGGGGCCUGGGCGCUUGCCUGUCUUUCGCUCGGGUCGCUCUCGCCGCUCGCGUGCGGGCUCAUCGCUGCGCUGGGAAGCGCCGUUUCGCAGCUCUGCGGGAGCAAAUGCCUGCAGCUCGCUGGCGCGGUCUGCUCGUCCGUUCUCACGACGCUUCGGCGCGUCGCCCUCGUGCUCGUCGCCGUUCUCCUUCAGAAAGAGACGCUCCCGGGGCUCGCCUUCCUCGCCGUCGCCAACAUCUGCCUGGCCGCGGUCCUCAGACUUGUCUCUUCACUCGGCCUUCGACAGGGAGGGCGCUGCGAUCUGGCUGGCGCUCCUGCAGGCUCUUGCUCCCCAGGAGCACGCCUGAGUGCGGCGUGUGCACCGGUUCCUCUUUCUUCGCCUUCGGAUGCUGCGGAGAUCAGUUUUCCUUCGCCGUCGUGGGCUGCAGGCGGCUCGCCUGCGCUGUCGGCGUUUUUGUGUCUUUCAGCUUCCUCUUCACCAUCACGUUGGGUACCUUCACCGUUCCCUUCAGCUGUGUUGAGCAGCCGCUGUGCCCACGCGCACGGGCCGCAGGAGGGGAGCGAGUCCAUCGAGGCUUUUUCUGUCUUCGUGGACGGGCUGGACGAAACGAGCCCACAGAGCGCCCGCGUCGGAUGGACACCGCUAAGUUCUCCAUUUGUUCGCGCCUGUUCCCCGUUUGUCCUCUCUUCUAGUGAGGCAACUUUGCCGCAGCGGAGCGACCGCCGGGCAGCAUCCACUCUGGAGACGCCGGCGGUCUGCAUGACGGUCUCGACAGCAGCCAGCAGCGACGACGAAGAGGAGGGGGGCGGUAGCGUUGAUGAAGCAGGGCGGAUGAAGCAGCGGGAGGAGACAGAAAAAGCAGCGAAAACGCAGGAAAGCUCGCAUGCAGAGGCGGACGUCGCAUGCGUCGCAGAGGCAAAGGCAGUGCGUGGCUGA